CUGACGUUGACUCUGGUGAAUGCAGAGGUAAAAUGAGUCGUUUUGGUUCGUCGCCAUUUACCGGGAUUAUUUAUUACUUUUUAUUGCCGUUUGGUGAUUCACAUCUGGUUCCUGAAAGACGUUACAGUAAAAAGUGUUCUUCAAUCGGCUGAUCGGAGAGACCAGUAGGGCGAUAUUUAAUAAACUGCGGCGUGUCAAUCCCGGAGAGCGGGACUCGGGAAAAUGCCGAAAUCGAAGAAGCGGAACAACAAGGGAGGUCGACAGCAGCGAGCAGUGCAGCCUUUCAGUGAUGAGGAUGCGUCCAUUGAAACAUUGAGCCACUGCAGCAGCUUCAGUGAUUCAACCAGCUUGGCUGACGAAGCUAUUGAAGACAUUGAUGAAGAAGCAAGCCAAGAGGAUUAUGAAUAUAAACUGAGAGGAUUUAUUGACAACACUCUGGAUAAAAGUGCAAAGGUCAGAUUGUCUGCUCUCGAAGGACUGAAGUCUGCUUUCUCUUCUAAAAUCCUUUAUGACUUUAUUCUGGAAAGAAGGGUGACCUUAACUGACAUUAUUGAACGUUGUCUGAAAAAAGGCAAAACAGAAGAACAAUGUAUGGCUGCCCAAGUUGCUUCUCUUCUUUGCAUUCAGCUGGGAUCUAGCAUUGAAAGUGAAGAAGUCUUCAAAAGUUUGAGGCCCAUCUUCAAGAUCAUACUUACUGAUGAAUCAGUCUGUGUACAAACACGAAGAGCUUGUGCUACCAGUUUGGCUGUUUGCUGCUAUGUUGCAGCUGAUGAUAUAGAGGAUCUCCAUUUAACAAUGACCUACCUUGAGAGUGUCUUCACUACAUCCUAUCAGAAGGAUUUUCAGACUGAUUGCUUUCACAGCCCUCCAUCAACAACUUUGGGUAUCAGCACUUUGGUAGCAUGGACACUGCUGCUAACCAUUUGUCCACCCUCACUCAUGAAGAAAAUAUUUGAAAUCCAUUUGACCAAACUUCCCAGUCUUCUUUCUUGUGGUGAUGUGAACAUGAGGAUUGCUGCUGGAGAGACGAUGGCUGUGCUGUUUGAGUUGGCCAGAGAUCUGUGUGAUGAUUUUGAAUAUGAAGAUAUGGAAUACUUAUGUGGAAAGCUGAAGGGUCUGGCUACAGAUGGCAACAAAUAUCGAGCUAAAACCGACAGGAAGAAACAGCGCUCUGUUUUUAGAGAUGUUUUGAAGACUGUUGAAGAGGGAGACUUUGACCCUGAAACUAUUACAUUUGGUCCUGAAUGCAUGUAUAUUGAUAGUUGGGUUAAAAAGCGUACUUAUGAAACCUUCAAGGAAUUGCUUGCAUCUGGUAUAAGAUUGCAUCUACAGGCUAAUGAAUUUGUGCGCAGUGUCUUUGACCUAGGACCACCACUGCUGCUUGAUGCUGCUACACUCAAAGCAACCAAAACAUCUCGUGUUGAACGGCACUUUUACAAUGCUGCUGUUUGUAAAGCUAGAACUAAGGCCAGGAACAAAUUCCGUGACAAGAGAGCAGACAUCGGAGAAUAUGUUUAAAUUCCUGACAGAAUUCUGUGGGAGGUUUCCUCUGCCCUGUGUGUGACUGUUAUAUUUGAUCUUUGUUAGACGUAGCAAAUGGAGGAAAUCUCUCCAUCCUCCCAUAAUAUACACACACUAACUUUUUUUUUUUUCCCCCCCCGACCCCCACCUCAAGUGUUUGCUUCACUUCACUUUUCAAUCACUUCUGUAUAUCAAAUAACCACCAGCACUGAGGUCUAAUGGAUUUCUCUUUAAUUUGUAACUGAACUUUGCACAGAUGGGAAUGAUGCUACUUAAUUUGUACAAGACUUUAAUUGGUGUAAGUAAACUUUUGUAACUCUAAAGUGAUUUGGUUAUAAUGAAGUAUUCAUGUUUAAUGUGACUGGAUUUUAAAAUUUAUAAUGUAAACAUUGCAUCCACUUUGUGCUGACUGUAUUUAAUAAAUGCAUACAAAAAACUGGCAAGAACUUUAUUUCAAUGUAAAUUGAAAAAUUGAGUGCAAGCUUAAGUACAGCACUUAAUCAGUUUUAAAAGGCUGGCAAUAUUUCAUAGGUCUGGCAGCAUCCAGAGGAAGAAACUUAGCAACAUUGAGGAUCCCUGAAUUAAAAUGUGAACUGUUCAGUCAUCAAACUGCAGGUUAUUUGUUUCAAUCUCCUCCAAAGCAGGGUAUUUCUUGCUUUCUUGCAUCUGUAAUGCUUUUGUAUUGGGAUAAAAUUGUAAGCCUUUCUUAUUGGAAGGCAAGUGUUUACGUGUCUUGAAUUAUGAAGAAAAAUUGCUUGCUCUCUUUUUGACAAUGGAAGAAUGGAACCUUUUUUGUUAUCAAGGGGCUCACCUUUUAACACGGUUCAAAGACCUGAGAUGAUGAUAUGCAUUGCAAUCUCUUGUGCCCAGCUGUGAGAUAGUGAUCUUGAGCAGGGAUAAGAUCUCUUAAUUGUCUCUUGAUUGCAAGCAACAAAAAUUCUGCUUUCAGUUAAAAUAGUUUUUUUUAGAAAACAAAAACUGGUUGGGUAAUAGUUAUUCACUCAAGAACACCUUUGUUCUCAAUGUAGAGAAAAGGCAGAAAUAUGUCAAAUAAAAAUUGUGUAAUUUUAAGUGUCUUAAGACUGAUAAGUCUAAAGUUAACAGCUAAAUGGCUAUCUAUUUUGGAUUACCUUGCAUGGAUCAGCAACAGAAGUACUCCGCAGUGCUGAGGCUGUCCAACAGUCAGUACUCCAAGACCAUAUUUUAAAGUCCAGUUGCAUACUAGUUCAAAUGCUGCAAGCCAGGAAUAGCUCUUCAGUUUGCUCAUGAAUGGAUCUCCUUUUUGGCUGGAGGUAAGUUUUUUGGCAUGAUGGCUUGCAGACAGGUGGAUGUGGUGAAGAGGAUGAUUGUCUUCAGAACUGACAGAGGAGACCAUGGUAUCAGACCCUGCCAGCCUGGCCUGAAGCUGCCACCUGGAUCAGUACUAUACUCAAUUGAGAGGAACAUCUAGCAGUGCAAAGAGCUAGUUAAUACCCUCUGCUCUGCAAGGAUAAGUGCAACUAUCUCAUCUCUGCUACUGGACCCACUUCUCAUCAUGGCUGUGGAUCUACCCUUCAUAUGCAGUAUCUUUCCUACAUGGAUUUCACUUGAUUUUCUCAUUUCUGUUCUGUUUCCUAAAUCUCUCAAUCUUUGCCCACUUGCACAGAGACUAGAAGCUGUGCUAACAUAUUCCUGACCUUUUUCCAGGAGAAAAUAGCUCAGAGGACAGUGACUUAAAUUGGGUUGAGGGUUGGCUGACAUGGUAUGUUCAGUCCUACAAGGAAGCUAUCAUUAGGUGGGAUAGGAUAGAGACUGCUCCUGUCAUGCUGAGUCCAUUUCCCAGCAACCAAGCAACAUUCACUGCAAUGUGAAAAAUUGUUCUGCAUUUCCCAUUAAGCUUUUAAUGUGCUCCAGCUUCUCACUCUAUCUUCCACUGGCACCGAAAGAACCCACACAAUGUCUGCUAUGAAAAAGUCAGCUUUUUUUUUGUCUGAUUAGCUGCUACUCUUUGAGAGGAAGAAAACACUUCUCAAGUGAGGAUUGGCAGAGCCUCUCAUUCUGCAUCAGCCAAGUUACUAAGACCUGUGGCAUUUCAGCUAGAUUAGAGUCAAGAGUACAUUGUGAGCUUCUAUCUCUGCAGCUGUCUCAGGCAAAAAUACAGUUGGACUCUCACAUUCCAAAGUACUGGAGAACAUAUUCCACUUAUCCCCAGGCAGGAGAGAACCCUAUGCUGUUGGCCAUUAAUAACAACAUUGUGUGUUUACACAAACUGAGUUUGUUAGACCUGACAAAUGGGAUUAAAGGUUAAGAGCUCUGUCCUGCUACUGCUACUAUGCUGACCCCAGUAUUGCUGGGUGCUUGUAGAGAGCUUGGUAACUGCUUCUGAAUAACCUGGUCUAAUAAUACGUACUGGUUGCUGGAGAUGUGCGCGCAGACACCGUUACACUUCAUUGCUAUACCACAUUAUAGUCUGCCUCAAUGGCUAGUGCACAAGAGACCUUGACCUACACUUGGAACUUGGAUGCCCCUUCACUCCAAAGAGACUGGGUAGUGCCAGUCAACACAUACAGGUCCUUUCUUCUCUCUUCUCUUUCCCCCCACCCCCAAGCAUUUCCUCUUCAAGUACUCCAAAGUUGCCCCUUCCACUCAGGUUACAAUGUUUAGUCUUUGAAAGCUCAAUUUGGCAGGGGAGGGAGGGAGGAAAAGGGAGUGAGCUUGCAUCUGUCCAGGACACUGUCUAGCCCUUAUCCCAGUUGGAGACAUUAGGGAGGGGAAAAGGAAAUCACCUGAGGGUAAAAUAUAGAUAAUCUCUUUUGUAAAUAUUUUCACUUUAAUACCUCUGUCAUUUUAGCUCCAGUUACCAGAAUGAAUCCAAAGUAGUACCCCUUCCCAAGUAUUGCCUAAUGUUAGAACCCAAAUUGAAGGAGUGUUGCUCCUUCUGUUACUCCCGUUGUGGCAAAACAGCUUGUCUGAAUGUGGGAGUAUCAGCUAUUGUGAAGCCCUGCAAUAGUUGUUCGGCGACAUUCUACAAACAAACCAAAAAGAUGCAUUUGGGAAUAUGCAGGCUGUUUGACUGUAAACACAUGGAUGUAAAAGCAAUGAAUGAUUGCUUCAUUCAAAUCUGCUGUAAAUGUCAAGUCCUGUCUGGCUUUUUGUGCUGUAUGAUGAAAGUAUUGUUCCUAAUAAAUGUUUUAUUUUCCUCAAGAAUGCUGCUGCUGUCAUAGCUCCUCGUCCUCCAUGUUCCCCUUCUUGCUGCCUCUAGUUAGUAGAGCCACAACAUGCAAGAAUUAUGCAGGGAACUCUUUCUAUCGAAUGAUGUAAAGUAGGUCCUGAUCUGUCCAAGCAUAAGAACAUUGUCAUGAGGCCUAUCAAUUUGCCUCUGAUGGCUCCUGUGCAAACUAUGCAGCAUUGUAUCCAUGCUCAGCCUCCCUAAAAGUUGUCAUAAAGUCAUCGCUUAGAUUUGGAGAGGGUAGAUGAUUUAUUUCUGAGCUCUCAGUGAAUUGUCAUUUCCCCAAAUUGAUUUUUUUCAGAGUGCUGUUUUAUUUUUUGAAAUAGUGAAAAUAGACAGAAAGGAAGAGUUCCAGCUCUUGUUACACAUAUAUUCUCCUUACUGCUUUGCUUAACUAUUUUUAAACAGCUACAUUUGUGUGCAUCCUAGAGUCUCGCUCCAUGGCCUUUCUAAAAUGGCUAAAAAGUAAGCAAGCUUUUCCUCUCCCAAUAUGUGAAACAAACUCGACGUGAAUUAAACCAGAAAUGUGUGUUUCAUGAUACAUUUCUUUGUCUGGUUUCUGUGGGGUUUUUUUGGAACUGAAUUAGACCUUUCAGCCUGUCAAGCCUAGUCAGAUUGUGACUUAUUAAGCACUUCAGUAGCUCUUUACCUAUACCCUAUCCAAUGAGCCUCUGCACCAUUGGUAACCAAACAUUUAUCAACUGCUAUUGAGGAUGACUCAUUCACUCUUUUUUUUUCAGUCUGUUAGCCAACCUUUAAUCCAUGUCAGUAUGUUACUUCUGAUACCACAUGCUUGAACUUUCAUAAUCAAUCUCUCGGAUGGACUGUAUGGAUCUUCUGAAGCUUGCCUGGAUUUGUGGUUGGGUGGCAACUGCAGGCAUUUUAGCCCACAUUUUUCUUUGAGAACUUUUAGUCCUUUAAAGACCUC
Messenger RNA from Chiloscyllium plagiosum (whitespotted bambooshark), 5657 nucleotides. It is a transcript of the gene ifrd1, whose product is annotated as interferon-related developmental regulator 1. NCBI's taxonomy places the organism in Eukaryota, Metazoa, Chordata, Chondrichthyes, Orectolobiformes, Hemiscylliidae. Gene Ontology annotation, cellular component: nucleus. The record is from RefSeq and is a predicted model, not a curated record.